AUGUGGUUCGAGAACAUCACAAGGGACCUCGGCGACUUCACCAGCAGCCUUGUGCAAGACACAAGGAGCCUCGCCAGCGUCGUGUCGCGGUUUGCUGCAGAGGUGGCGGGACAGGACAUGAACAUCGCCGGCGACGAGGACUCCCUGCUGGCGCGGGACUGCCCACUCAGUGAGAACACCAUUCACGCUCUCCAGGACAACGACGCGGUGUACCUCGAGGAGCUGCGCGACGCGGACGAGAAGGCACAGUUUGAGGAGUGGGCGCGCCGCAGCGUGUACAGCACCGCCAGCAUGCACGCACAGGACCACGGCGACCGCUCCAAUAGCAGUAGUGACGAGACCGCUCUGACGUGCCGGCAACGGCUGCUCGACUGCAACGCUCUGGUGAGGAAGAAGUAUGCGAUGUUCGUGCAGGUGAACGGGGAGCCGCAGAACGGGCAGGAGGCACCAUUGCCGCCCACGCAGGACAGCAGCAGCAGCAGCAACAGCAACAACAAGAGCAGCGACGCCACGAAUACUGACAUCAAGAACAGCGACGACGGCAGCGCGGGGAAGCCCUCCGCCACUCUCCCCGACUCACAGCAAAUCCCGGAGGAUGUCUUCUUCGACCGUUACUUCUUCCGUCUCUCGCAGCUGCGCCUCCGCACCGCUGAGGCACGGCGGAAGCGCGAAGAAGAGGCUGCUGCUGCUGCAGCAGCAGCAGCAGAGCGGCGCCGCGAUGAGCAGCUCAAGACAAAGAGCUUAGCCGAGCGCAUCAUGGAGGCGACGGACGAGCUUGUUGGCUGGGAUGACGAGGCGGCAGACGGUGGCAGCGGCGAAGCGCAGCAGCGCAGCAGCGCCCGCACCGAAACAAUGUGGCGUGAGCAGGAAGAGACGAGGGAGGCGCUGGAGUGCGUUGUGCAUCUGCUACAGACGGAACUCGCCGAUGCGCGGCGGAAGUUGGCCGCCGUGCUCAGUGCGGCUCACCAGUGUGGCCUGCGCGAGGAUCAGCUGCAGCUGCUGGAGAAGGCGGCGGGGGCGUCCGGCUCGGAGCGUGUAGAGGAGAAGAAGACGGCUGCGGCUGCCGUCGCGGGGGAGGCGACGGCGACGAACGCGAGCUGCGACAAGAGUGGAAACGUUGACAGUGACAACGAAAGCAGUAACACGGACACUAACACCGUCAGGAAUUGCAACAGUAACAACAACAAGGGCGGCCGCACCAUCAACGACGACAACGACGACGACGACGACGACGACAACAACAACGCCAAUGAGGCGGAUGCGGGUGUGGAGGCGGGUCAGGAGAUGCCGCUUCCAGGGGCGCUGCCGCAGCCUGGGAGUGGGUCCAGUGAGCAGCGCUCCGUGGCCAGCAGCCACUCAUUGUCCACCGAAAACGACGGCUGGACGAAUGUGUAA
Trypanosoma grayi is the source of this 1395-nucleotide messenger RNA. RefSeq lists its product as hypothetical. The record is from RefSeq and is a predicted model, not a curated record. Lineage: Eukaryota; Euglenozoa; Kinetoplastea; Trypanosomatida; Trypanosomatidae. The transcript has a single exon. Bases 1 to 1395 code for a protein of 464 amino acids.